CAUUGUGGGGUUGGAUAAAGAACCUAGUGAAAAUUGAAAACAUACUUAAAACCACAACAAAAGUUCAAAGCCGAAGUUGUUGAAGAGAAACAAGGACAACGCUAACACUGCAAAGUGCAAACAAACCAAACUCGAUCACUUCAAUCGAAACAAAUCGAUUGGAUUCCGAGUGAACGGAAAGAGAGAAGAACGAACAAAACCCUAAAAUGGAAACGCACGGUGGAGGACCCCUUCGUUCUCGCAGUUCACAGUCCCCUUCUCCCUCUCACUCUGCCUCCGCUUCCGCCACCUCUUCCAUCCACAAGCGCAAGCUCGCGCCCGAGGAUCACGCGCCUCUCUUCCCUCCCUCUUCCUUCUCCGCCGACACUCGCGAUGGCGCCCUCACCUCCAAUGACGAUCUCGAGAGCAUCUCCGCCCGCGGCGCCGACUCCGAUUCCGACGAUGACUCCGAGGACGCCGUCGUCGACGAGGACGAGGACGAUUACGAUAAUGACAACGACUCCUCCAUGCGCACCUUCAACGCCUCCAGGCUCAACAACCCUCCCUCCGCUCCUCGCAACACCAAGCUAAAGACCGAUAACUCUAAUGUCAAAAUCGAAAACUCCGAUGCCGCCAAAGACGCCGGAACCGCCGGCACUGGUGUUUCCACCACCGUCGGCUCCGUCACUGGCAUCGUGGUUAAGGAGGACGCCACUAAGAUUUUUACUGAUAAUUUGCAAACGAGUGGGGCUUAUAGCGCCAGGGAAGAGAGUCUCAAGAAAGAGGAGGAAGCAGGAAGGCUCAAAUUUGUAUGUCUUUCGAACGAUGGUGUUGAUGAGCAUAUGGUUUGGUUGAUUGGAUUGAAAAAUAUAUUUGCUAGGCAACUUCCCAAUAUGCCCAAGGAGUACAUUGUCCGACUUGUUAUGGAUAGGAGCCAUAAGUCAGUAAUGGUUAUAAGGCGUAAUCAUGUUGUUGGAGGCAUUACAUAUCGCCCAUAUGCAAGCCAGAAGUUUGGUGAGAUUGCCUUUUGUGCAAUUACAGCUGACGAGCAAGUAAAAGGUUAUGGUACCAGAUUGAUGAAUCAUCUAAAACAGUAUGCACGGGAUAUAGAUGGACUGACACAUUUCCUCACAUAUGCUGACAAUAAUGCUGUUGGCUAUUUUAUCAAACAGGGAUUUACUAAAGAGAUUCACCUGGAGAAAGAUCGAUGGCAAGGUUAUAUAAAGGAUUAUGAUGGAGGAAUUCUCAUGGAAUGCAAGAUAGAUCCAAAGCUCCCUUACACUGAUUUGUCAACUAUGAUUCGUCGUCAAAGGCAGGCAAUUGAUGAAAAGAUCAGAGAGCUGUCAAACUGUCACAUUGUUUAUGCUGGAAUUGAUUUUCAGAAGAAAGAAGCUGGUAUUCCUAAAAAAAUUAUUGAUGACAUACCCGGUUUGAGGGAGGCUGGAUGGACUCCUGAUCAGUGGGGUCAUUCACGAUUCAGAACUUUAAGUGGUUCUACUGAUAGUGCGACAAAUCAAAAACAUUUGACUGUGUUUAUGCGUUCACUUCUAAAGUCAAUGAACGAUCAUGCUGAUGCUUGGCCUUUCAAGGAACCAGUUGAUGCACGGGAUGUUCCUGACUAUUAUGACAUCAUAAAAGAUCCAAUGGAUUUGAAGACAAUGACUAAGAGGGUGGAGUCAGAGCAAUAUUAUGUCACAUUUGAGAUGUUUGUUGCGGAUGUCAGAAGAAUGUUUGCGAAUGCACGGACCUAUAAUUCUCCCGAAACCAUUUAUUUCAAAUGUGCUGCAAGGUUAGAAGGUCACUUUCAAAGCAAAGUGCAAGCGGGUCUCCAAUCUGGUUCCAAAAUUCAGUAGGGACACAGGACACUUCAAUAGAGUCGCGUACCCUGCUUUCUGUUGAAGUGAAGAUGUUACUUAUGUAUAUUAUUCAGCUCAUAUUUUCCAUAAUUAUGUCCCAAACUAAUUCAUUAAUUCAUAGUUAUUUAACCAAUUUUCCAU
Messenger RNA from Abrus precatorius (Indian licorice), 1976 nucleotides. RefSeq names its product histone acetyltransferase GCN5. The transcript has 13 exons. Lineage: Eukaryota; Viridiplantae; Streptophyta; Magnoliopsida; Fabales; Fabaceae. Gene Ontology annotation, molecular function: protein binding; histone H3 acetyltransferase activity. The record is from RefSeq and is a predicted model, not a curated record. Gene Ontology annotation, biological process: positive regulation of transcription by RNA polymerase II; chromatin remodeling. Bases 207 to 1832 code for a protein of 541 amino acids. Gene Ontology annotation, cellular component: histone acetyltransferase complex.